AUGUGCACCAGCAGCCAGAUCAUCGGGAGCCUCCUGGUGCUCUCCGUGCUGGAGAUAGGGUUAGGGGUGUCCAGCGUGGCCGUGGGGGCGGUCAGUUUCAGCCUGGUCCUCACAGAGCAUAAACCUCAACUGGGAGACUCUUCUCCGUUCCUACUUUGUGGCAUAUGUGGAAUACUGUGUGCCAAAAAAAAAUCUGGACUCGUUAUGAUUCUUUUUUCUGCCUGUUGCAUCUGUGGACUAAUCGGAGGAAUCUUAAAUUUUCAAUUUCUUCGUGCUCUGACAAAGAAGUCGUCUGCUCUCUAUUCUUUGCAUCUUGCCUCCAUGUCUCUUGCAUGCAUUGGAAUUGGUGGUUGCACCCUUUCUUCAUGGCUCACUUGUCGGCUAGCCAGCUAUGAACAAAGGAGAAUGUUCUCAGAAAGAGAACAUUCAUUGCAUCACUCACAUGAAAUGGCAGAAAAAGAAAUGACAGACAACCUAAGCAAUGGCGGCCCACAUCUGAUUUAUAAUGGAAGUGUAUAUUAA
Molecule: messenger RNA, 522 nt
Organism: Indicator indicator
Lineage: Eukaryota; Metazoa; Chordata; Aves; Piciformes; Indicatoridae
Gene: TMEM196
Product: transmembrane protein 196
Exons: 4
Coding region: 1-522 (173 amino acids)
Source: RefSeq, a predicted model, not a curated record